This is a messenger RNA of Sorex fumeus (smoky shrew), 2884 nucleotides long. It is a transcript of the gene NOL4L, whose product is annotated as nucleolar protein 4 like. The record is from RefSeq and is a predicted model, not a curated record. The coding region runs from base 108 to 2144 and encodes 678 amino acids. The transcript is spliced from 11 exons. NCBI's taxonomy places the organism in Eukaryota, Metazoa, Chordata, Mammalia, Eulipotyphla, Soricidae.
ACAGCCCGGGCCGCGGCGCGCCCCGGCCCGGACCAGCCCAGCCCCGUGCCGGCACCGGGCGGCCGGACAGCCGGCCCGCCCCCGAGGGCGCCGGGCGCGGCGGGAGGAUGCCGAAGCCGACGCUGCUGCUGCGCGGGGGCUGGGAGCGCGAGCGCAGCCCCGGGGACUCGGAGCUGGGCCGCCAGUUCCGGGACUGGUGCCUGCGCACCUACGGCGACUCGGCCAAAACCAAGACGGUGACACGCAGCAAAUACCAGCGGAUCGCCGAGGUCCUGCAGGGCGGCGGCGGGACCGGCGCGGGCAGCGGCCCCGCGGCCGGCGAGAAAGGCAAGUUCCAGUUCUGGGUGCGCUCCAAGGGCUUCCGCCUGGGCAGCGGCCGGGAACCCAAGAUGGGCCAAGUGGUGUAUGUGCCGGUCAAGACGGGCUCGGGGGCAGAUGGCCUGUCGGAGCCCGAGGGCGUCUCUCUGAAGCGGGUCGCUGUGGUGGAAGAUUUCUUUGACAUCAUCUACUCGAUGCAUGUGGAGAGCUCAGCGGAGCCCGGCAAAGCCCCCAAGCACGCGGGGCAGAAGAAAACCUACCGAGCGAUCGCAGAGACCUAUGCCUUCCUCCCGCGAGAGGCCGUGACCCGGUUCCUGAUGAGCUGCACGGAGUGUCAGAAGAGGAUGCACUUUAACUCCAAUGGCCUGGAGCCCAAAGAAAACGAGCCUGCCUCGCCUCUGGUCUCGGGGAUCAUCGACUACAACAUGCCCCUGACCUCCACCUACCUGAAGCAGAUGAAACUGCGUGUGAUGAACUCCCAGGAGCAGGAUGAGACUUCUGUGAGCAGCGAGGAUUUUGAUAUGAACGACUCCACAUGGAUGUCAGCUGACCCGCACCUGGCCUCCAGCCUGAGCCCCAGCCAGGACGAGAGGAUGAGGAGCCCCCAGAACCUCCACAGCCAGGAGGACGACGACUCGUCCUCGGAGAGCGGCAGCGGCAAUGGGUCCUCCACCCUGAACCCCUCGGCGUCCAGCAGCACGCAGGGCGACCCCGCCUUCCCCGAGAUGAACGGCAACGGCACCGUGGCCCCCAUGGACUUCACGGCGGCCGCCGAGGACCAGCCCAUCAACCUGUGCGACAAGCUCCCGCCGUCGGCGCUCGGCACCCCCUCCUACCCCUCGGACGGCUGCGCCGACGGGCUGCGGAGCCGCGUCAAGUACGGGGUGAAGACCACCCCCGAGUCCCCCCCCUAUAGUUCGGGGAGCUACGAUUCCAUCAAGACGGAGGUCAGUGGCUGCCCAGAGGACCUGACCGUGGGCCGGGCUCCCCCUGCGGAUGAUGAUGACGACGACCACGAUGACCACGAGGACAAUGACAAGAUGAACGACUCAGAAGGCAUGGAUCCCGAGCGCCUCAAGGCCUUCAACAUGUUUGUGCGGCUCUUCGUGGACGAGAACCUGGACCGCAUGGUGCCCAUCUCCAAGCAGCCCAAGGAGAAGAUCCAGGCCAUCAUCGAGUCCUGCAGCCGGCAGUUCCCGGAGUUCCAGGAGCGCGCCCGCAAGCGCAUCCGCACGUACCUCAAGUCCUGCCGGCGCAUGAAGAAGAACGGCAUGGAAAUGACCAGACCCACGCCUCCCCACCUGACCUCGGCCAUGGCAGAGAACAUCCUGGCGGCUGCCUGCGAGAGCGAGACGCGGAAAGCGGCCAAAAGGAUGCGCCUGGAGAUCUACCAGUCCUCACAGGACGAGCCCAUAGCCCUGGACAAGCAGCACGCCCGGGACUCGGCGGCUGUCACCCACUCCACCUACUCACUGCCAGCCUCCGCCUAUUCCCAGGACCCCGUGUAUGCCAAUGGCGGCCUCAACUACAGCUACCGCGGCUACGGGGCCCUGGGCAGCAAUCUGCAGCCCUCCGCCUCCCUCCAAACCGGAAAUCACAGUAACGGGCCCACGGACCUCAGCAUGAAAGGCGGGGCCUCCACCACGUCCACCACUCCCACGCCCACACCCUCCGGCAACAGCACCAGCAGGACCAUGCCCAGCGCCCAGCUCAGCCCCACGGAGAUCAGCGCGGUGCGGCAGCUCAUCGCUGGCUACCGAGAGUCGGCUGCCUUCCUGCUGCGCUCCGCAGACGAACUGGAGAACCUCAUUUUACAGCAGAACUGACCCCCCCACAACCGGCGCCUGGAGCGCACGACCCUCGGGAAGGAGGCUGUCCUGGCCCCGGCUCCCUGCCUCGCCAGUUGGUACAUUCUGUUUUCUGAAAGAGGUGGGAUCCACACGCUGUUUCUCGCCACACUCCAAGCACCUGAAACUUUGGGCACAAGGACACUUUUUUUUUUUUUUGAAUCUCGCCACACGGGUGCUUCGAUCCUGCUUGGAAGAGGUGGACGGGGCAGCUUUGGAAGGGCUGGAGUGCCCCCCGAGCAGCCGCCGGGGCCACAGCUCUCUGUAGAAUCAUCUUCGUGGACCCCGAUGUUAGACUCCCACCCCCCGAUAAUUACCUUUCAAGUCUUAGGUGAGCAGAAUCGCAUAUUUAUUGAGAAAAACAAAGUGGACCCUUUCUUCCUCGCCCUUUAGUAAUUUAUUUUUCUGAAAAUGGAUUCUUUUGUGUUUGUACAGAUUGCCAGUCUGUGUCUGUCUGAUCAGAAGGAUGUGUCCCUGUGACCUAACAUUCCAUAUCACUACACUGGCGGGGCCUAGGGACCGGCGGGGCGGGCGGGGCAGGCACAUGCCAGGCUGGCCGGCGCCCCUCCAAGUGCCCAGCCCCGCCCAGCAGCAGGACUCUUCCCACACCCACUGCAAAGCAGAGAAACAGAAAUGGCUCCCCCACCCCCAGACGCCCCAGUCCCACGGUCAGCUGUAUUCUACCUCACACUCCAGCGUGGGCUUUUUCCAGGAUGUGC